This is a messenger RNA of Exophiala aquamarina CBS 119918, 660 nucleotides long. RefSeq lists its product as uncharacterized. Lineage: Eukaryota; Fungi; Ascomycota; Eurotiomycetes; Chaetothyriales; Herpotrichiellaceae. The coding region runs from base 1 to 660 and encodes 219 amino acids. The transcript has a single exon. The record is from RefSeq and is a predicted model, not a curated record.
AUGGCACCAUCCGCGAUUGAAACCACCUCCGAUCUAACUGGCAAGCACCGAGGUGUUCGACACAGCCCGGCAAAGCUCGCCCAUGUGGUCCUCCGGACGACUCCAAGCACCUAUAAAGAUAUGAUACAGUUUUACGUGGAUCUGCUAAAUGCUUCGAUUGUGCAUACUACGCCUGUGCUGACGUUUCUCCGGUAUGAUGAGGAACAUCAUCGGAUUGCCAUCAUUCAGACACCAGACACCCAACCCAAACCAAAAGAUGUUGGUCACGCCGGGCUUGACCAUAUUGCAUUCACGUACCCGACAUUGACCGCGAUGGCCCAACAGUACACCUACUUGAAGACUCUCUCAAACCCAUUGAAACCAUUGUGGGCGGUCAAUCACGGACCGACUUCCAGUCUCUACUAUCGAGACCCUGAUGGAAAUAAGGUCGAGCUCCAGGUAGACAACUUUGACAUUCCUGAGGACGCAGACGCGUUCAUGAAAGGGCCAUUGUAUGAUCAAAAUCCGAUGGGGACGGACAUCGACGUAGAAAUAUGGGCGGAAGAGAUAUUGAGUAAAGCCCACGAUGAUGGAUCGGAGGGCCUUUCGAAGGCUGAGAUCGAUGCAAAGAAGACCCGAAUAGAGAUUGGCGAGAGGCAGGACUUGCCUGCUGGUUUUUGA